This is a messenger RNA of Elephantulus edwardii (Cape elephant shrew), 2205 nucleotides long. RefSeq names its product EF-hand domain (C-terminal) containing 2 (gene EFHC2). The transcript is spliced from 15 exons. Gene Ontology annotation, cellular component: microtubule. Gene Ontology annotation, biological process: regulation of neuron projection development. NCBI's taxonomy places the organism in Eukaryota, Metazoa, Chordata, Mammalia, Macroscelidea, Macroscelididae. The record is from RefSeq and is a predicted model, not a curated record. Bases 1 to 2205 code for a protein of 734 amino acids.
AUGCCAGAAGAUGCAGAGCAAAUUGUAAAAGUGGAGAUUCUGCAGCUACUGACUGCUAGGCCCAAGGCUGUAGGAAAGGAGAAGUUCCACAAAUCUCAACAUUGGGGCUUUUGUAACAACGUUGGGAUGGUGGUCAGUGAUGAGAAACCUGGAAUAGGUGGAGAACCGCUUUUUGGCCAGAAGCUGAAGCCUAAAUAUAGUUUGUAUCCUAGAGGAACAGAAUCUGAUUUGCCAUCAUGGGUUGCUUUUGACAAACAGGUAUUAUCUUUUGAUGCCUGUGUAGAAGAUGAAGUGCCUGAUAAACGUCAAGAAUUAUAUAGAAUAAGACGCUAUAAAAUCUACUUCUACCUUGAAGACGACACAAUUCAGGUCAAUGAACCAGAGUUGAAAAAUAGUGGACUACCUCAAGGGACUUUCAUCAGGCGUCAUCGAAUUUCUCUCCCACCUCCUAAUGAGGACCAAUUUUAUACUGUAUAUCAUUUCAAUAUCAACAUAGACAUUGUCUUUUAUGGUAGAACAUUCAAGAUUUAUGACUGUGAUAAAUUCACAGCAAACUUUUUGAAAAAAAUAGGAGUCAAAUUAAAUUCACCAGUGAAGUGCCCAGAAGAUCCUUAUAUGAAAGAACGGAAAGAGAUGGCAGAUCGCUUGCAGCCUUUACGUCCUUAUGAAUAUGACAACACCCUGAAGCAGUUCCUUGAGCAUGAUAGACAGGUUUUACGUUUCUUCUGCAUGUGGGAUGAUACAAUCUCACUGUUUGGGGACCGUAGAGAACUCAUCCUCCAUUACUUCUUGUCUGAUGAUACCAUUGAAAUCAAAGAAUUGAUGCCACCCAACUCAGGCCGGGAUGCUAUGUCAUUGUUUCUCCAGAGGAAGAAGCUACCCAAGUAUGGCCCUCCUGGAAUUUAUCAACCUGGACAGAUAACAGAUCAUACAGUUCUUAAUAUCUAUGGGGGCUUUUCAGUGAACCGAGUAAGUGGUUUUCUAUUAGAUAAAUACAAGCCAGGAAAGUUACAGCAGGAGUUUUACAAAGAUAGUGACCUGGCCAUAGGAACCACCAUCAAUGUAUGGGGAAGAAAAGUCCUCAUUUGUGACUGUGAUGAAUUUACGAAGUGUUAUUAUAAGAAAAAAUAUGGAAUUGAAAACUUUACCACGAUUCCAUGCAAGGCUCCACCUCCUCCAAAAAUAGAAAGGAAAUUUCCACCUUAUACCGGCUUUGGUUCUGAAGAGGAUUCUCUCCGCUCCUGCAUAGGUCUAAUGCCCACAGCUCAUCGGAGGGACUUCAAGAAAUUCAUGGAAAAAGACAGCUAUGGCCACAUAAGCUAUAUACUUCGAUUUUUUGCAAAAUUAAUCACACACAAAUGUGCUGACUUGGACAGGAUGUUCAUUAUUUCAUAUUUUCUCAGUGAUGACACAAUAUCAGUGUUUGAACUCACAGAGAGGAAUUCAGGACUUACUGGUGGGAAGUUUUUACAGAGAGUUCGAGUGAAGAGGCCUGGACAAGAAGUCUUUAAAAGUGAAUUAUCAGAAUAUAUCCAACCUGAAGAGCUGUAUGUUGGAGCCAGAAUAAAUGUGAAUGGCUACAUAUUUCAUUUGCUUAAUGCUGAUGAAUAUACCUUUAACUACAUGGAGCAUAAUACUGAUAAGUUCCCCAUGAGCAACUUUAGACUUGCCAUAGACAAGCUGAAGGAAGCAAACAUAAAAACUGAAGAGAUAAAGCUAGCAUUUACAGCUGCUGACUCUAUGUGCACAAAGAUGCUGGAUUAUAGUACAUUCAGAGAAAUUAUAAUGAGUGUAACUCUCGGGAAACUCACAGACCAUGAGGUUAUAACCAUUGCACGCCAUUAUCGUGUACUGGAGGAGAAAGAGCCACAUGUGAAUGUCUUAAUUACAAUGGCCCAUCAACAGCUCAAGAAAAAUGCUUUUGAGAAUUUUGAAAAACUAAUUGCUAACUGUGUUUAUGAAGAUCAAGAAAAGAAAAAUGUACUACCCAGCAAAGACAUUAGAAGGCUGUGCAAGUCCUCCAAGUUACCUGUGUCAGAAGAUCUUCUAGCAGUUUUAUUGGCCAGGUUUGAAGACAAUGAAAAACAAGUAAAUUAUGAUUCUUUUUUUUGUGCCUUGAACUGGAGAAUGAAUUCAAUGAUCAAAUGGAAAACAAUGUUACAUAAUUCAGAGUUUUAUUAUGAAAUACGAAUACAUUGUUUUUAA